AUAGAGCCUAGGAUGGGUAGUAAUCUUAAAGUGAAUGUUAGGGGGGUGCUAGAUCUGGGGAGGGAUGGGGCCUUCUUGUUAUUAUGGGUAAUCGCUCCGUCUGUUUAGGAAAGGAAAACCAGGUUGUGUCAAAUGAUCUUGGACCCACCCGGGUAAAUGGGGAUUCUCCUGAGAAGUGUUUGGCUUUGAGUUGUAAGGGAUGUCUAGUGUCAAUCCUAGAGGUGUUUGGCUUUGAGUUUAAGGAAUGUCCAAUGUCAAUCCUAGAGGUUGAACCAAAAUUGUCUUCUAGUGAGCUGCCCUUGUGUUUUGAUAAUGGAAAUGCCAUGACUAAUUUUUCUCCAGGAAAUUUACAUGUUGUAUCUAAUAGGGCUAUUGCAUGUUAUGAGGGAGAUGGGACUGGGUCGAGUCUAGGGGUGGGUGAGAAGUGUGGAGGUAGCUCCACAGGUAAGGAUAGGAGUGUUUUAUCUGAUGAGAAAAAUUGGUAAUUCUCAAAAAAAAUUUAAGAAAUAUGGAUUUGCCGUUAGUAAAGGGGUCCGUUAAUUAAGAAACUUGCACUUCGGGCGUAAAAUAUGAGGCAGAAUUAGUUUUGUUAUGAAGAUUGCUAGUUGAAACAUUAGGGGGCUAAGAUCUCAUAGUAAAGAUGUUCAAUUAAAGUUCUUGUGAAAAGUGGGCAGGAUAUUGUCAUAUUACAUGAAUCCAAAAUGGAAAACAUUGAUAGAAGAGUGAUUAAGGAUGUGUGGGGGUCUAGGUAUAAAAAUUAGGGUUG
Ilex paraguariensis (yerba mate) is the source of this 766-nucleotide messenger RNA. The record is from the annotation of a GenBank genome assembly. Lineage: Eukaryota; Viridiplantae; Streptophyta; Magnoliopsida; Aquifoliales; Aquifoliaceae.